Messenger RNA from Orcinus orca (killer whale), 2505 nucleotides. RefSeq names its product centrosomal protein 72 (gene CEP72). Gene Ontology annotation, molecular function: protein binding. The record is from RefSeq and is a predicted model, not a curated record. Gene Ontology annotation, cellular component: centriolar satellite. Lineage: Eukaryota; Metazoa; Chordata; Mammalia; Artiodactyla; Delphinidae. Gene Ontology annotation, biological process: centriole replication; regulation of protein localization to centrosome; spindle organization.
GGUGUGCGCCGUUUGAAAGAAUGGCGCCGGCGGGGCGGCUGCUUCUGCGUGAAGAGAAGAUCCGGGGGAAGACCGGGCUGGCGCCUCACCGCGGCCUGGCUGAACUUCGGUCAUUAUCUAUUCCUGGAACUUACCAAGAAAAGAUUACUCACCUAGGAAAUUCUUUGAUGAAUUUAACAGGUCUAAAACCUCUAGAUCUCUCACGAAACUCCUUGGUUAGUCUAGAGGGCAUGGAGUACCUGGUGGCGCUGGAGCGUCUCAGCGUCUACCACAUCCGCAUCUCCUCGCUGGAGGAGGUCUUCCGGCUCCACUGCUUAACGGAGCUCGCGGAAGUGGACUUCCGGCUGCACCCUGUGGUGGAGAGCAAGGCUGACUACCGCCUCUUCGUGGUGCGCAUGCUCCCGCGGCUGCGGCGGCUGGAUGACCGCCCUGUGAGGGAGAGUGAGCGGAGAGCAUCCCGGCUGCAUUUGGCUUCGGAGGAAUCGCUGGACUCAAAGCAGAGCUUCCCAGCCGUUUUCAGAGUCGAAAGAUCAGACUACUUGCUGGGUAGACAGCUGCACGUGACUGCAUCACUCCGGAGCCAAGUGAGCUGCCCCCUCGGCCAAGAAGUGCUUGUCAUGGACGCGGAUGAUGAGGCGGCCCUGAACCUCAUUGCCGAGUGUGGGUGGGGCUUGAGCAGCCCUCCUGGGAGCACGAGUUCCAGCCAGCAGGAGCAAGAGGCCAGCUUCCAGCGCUCCAAGUCCCAGUAUGGCUUGCUCUGCUGGCCCCUGGUGGCCAGGCUCAGCUGUGCUGUGUGGGUGUGGGCUCGUGUGGAGGCCCUGGGCUGGAGGUGGGGGACAGAAGAGCACAGGUUGCAGGUCAAGAUGACAGUGGUGUCCGUCCGCUCAGGUCACGAGCACUUGCUGGGGACGCCCUGGACCCCACGGACCCCACCCUGGCUCAGCCCCUCCUUCUCAGAAGACAAGUUUAUUGACGCAAAAGGGGUUAAAUCCCUUUUGCCUGCUCGGAAAGCACAGGAAGCGCAGGGUGCGUGGCGGGAUGCUCCGGGCCCCUGCGGACCAGGAGUGUCUGAGCUGCUUGGAGGAGGGCCGGAGCUGGGGCCCUGUUCCCGCUCGGCGGCCUGGGGGCCCGAGCAGCAGAGCCCGCACAGCGUGCGUGAGCUGAGCCAGGUUCUCGCCCAGAGUCGCCCAGAGUCACCCAGAGCGGUUGUGGACGGUGCUUCGUCGCCCUUGUCACUGGCCCAACUGGAGAUGGAGACAUUCUCAAAGUUUGGGGCACGAGUGAAGACCACCCAGCAGACGGUGUGUCCCAAGUUGCACUUGGCUGUGCCGCCCGGGAAGAAGGCCACCCUGGAGGUGGUGCUCCUCGACCUGGUGGGCAGGCACUGUAGUGGCUGCAGCCCCCUGCACGGCAGCGAGGUGUUCCUCGCUCAGGCAAGACACAUUUUGUCAUCUGUCCAAGAGUUUACAGCCACUCAGGACAGUUCAACAACAGUGAGUGAAGAAAUUAGCUCCCUGACUAUGGAAAAUAAGUCUUUGCAGAGUCGCCUUGCUGAGCUACAGCAGCAGUAUAGCGUGAAGAUGAGUGAGGUGGUGUCGGAACUCAGCGACACUCGGAAGGAGAUGGAUCACCUGAGGCAGCAUCUGGGCAGAACUCUGGAGGAAAGCAGUAGCUUGAAGUCUCUUCUGUUCAGCGUGAAAAAAGAAGUGAGAAACGCCGACGCUCCAUCCACACUGAACUUGCAGAUCACUGGAUUUCAGACAAGUGUGAAGCGGCUCUCCGGGGAGAUUGUGGAACUAAAGCAGCGUCUGGAGCACUACGACAGGAUCCAGGAACUCGCCCAGAUGCUGCAGGAGAGCCGUAGGUACCUGGUCAGCACCAACGAGCACCUCCUUCGGGAGCUGGGCCAGGUGCGGGCGCAGCACGAGGCCGAGGUGGAGCCGCUGCACUGGAGCCACAGGGAGCUCAAGAAGACCGCGGCCCUGCGCCCCAGCGCCCGCCCGCGUCCGCGCCCUGAGCGCUCCUCUCUGUGGGUGUCUGUCUUCAGGGCCUGUGGUGCAGCCGGGGCGGGGGGGGGGGUCUGAAGUGUCCUAAAAAGACAGGCUCAUCCAAGCCCCUUACAUGUCUUGAGACAAACAGGUCAGUAGUUUUUCAUCAAAUAUCUUGAGACAAAGAAAAUACUGUAAUUUUCUGCCUAACGUGCAAGAAAGCAGCUCUGUAGGACGGUUAAAGAAAAUAAUUGAUUGUGUGACAAGCAGCCCUUAUUUAAUAAACUAAUACAUUGUUCUAAAAAGUGGCUCUUCGAUUAUAACUGAGUUUUGCGUUGGGUUCUUUUAUGAAAUAAGCCGUGCACCACGGUUGAUGAGCACGAACUGCAAGAUCUGAGACUAAAUACAAGUAACACCUAGAGCUGUGAAGAAUAAUGUUUGUGGCAUUAACUUUCCACAGGGGAAGUACCGCCCAAGCCCCACUCUCCUUGGUUUGCAGUUCAUUUCUGAAAAUUAU